GGAUGAGCAAAUCAAACGUUUGGGCUCCAUGACAGCAGGUGAUGAGCAGCAAAACCUGUGCACGCUAUUAGGUAGAAACGUUCAAUUUUCGGAGUAUUCUAUCGGGUAUCUCUGGGACUGAAAUAGACGGGGUUCAGGGACAACAGACAGUCGUUUAUAAAUAAAUGGUGUAAACCAUCUCAUCUCCUCCUCCUUCCUAAAUGAUCGGGAGGCAUCACCGCCUGAGGAAACAGUGAUUGCCUCAUAAAUCUGCAGCUUUUUGUCAACCUCUAUACAAUAUCUCAUGGCGACCAUUGCCAAGAGACCAUCCCUACAGGGUCCUGUACCACCUCCUCGCAAGAAGACGACCCCCAAACCAGAGCUGACCGAGGAGCAGAAGCAGGAGAUCAGGGAGGCCUUUGAGCUGUUUGACACAGAUGGAUCCGGAUUCAUCGACGUCAAGGAGCUCAAGGUUGCAAUGAGAGCUUUGGGGUUUGAACCAAAGAAAGAGGAGAUCAAGAAGAUGAUUGGUGAAGUGGAUAAGGACGGCACAGGGAAAAUAUCCUUUGCCGACUUUCUCUCUGUCAUGACACAGAAAAUGGCCGAGAAGGACUCCAAAGAGGAGAUCCUGAAAGCUUUCCGCCUGUUUGACGAUGACGAGACCGGCAGGAUCUCAUUCAAGAAUUUGAAAAGAGUAGCAAAGGAGCUGGGAGAGAACCUGACGGAUGAAGAGCUGCAGGAAAUGAUCGAGGAGGCAGACAGGGAUGGCGAUGGAGAAGUGAACCAGCAGGAGUUCCUGCGUAUCAUGAAGAAAACCUGCCUGUACUGAUGUGAGUGGAUGUCAGCAGGGAUGGUGACGCACGACGUGGAGGGGGGCUGGCGGUGGUUUUACAUGUAAUGCUGUUCAUCAAACAUCUCCUUAUUAUGGUUGUGCCAUAUGUUUUUAUUUUAAAUUGAAGUUAAACAUGAGUCAAUGAAGGGAUGGUUUAAGAUCUAAAAUGUUCUUUUAAAUCACAUGAUGAUACAUUUAGCCAAAAACAGUCAGAGUACACUCUGUCUGGUUUGCGAUGCUGCAUACUUUUAUGAAUACAUUCAUAUAUUUAUGAUGAAAUGUAGGUUAUUUGUUAAGUAAUACUCAGUGCCUGCGUCAGUACAGUGACAAACACAGUACAUUACAUUGAUUGGGUGGAUACAAAUGUUUGCUUUCAGCCACAUGUAGGUUGUUUUAUCCUUGUUACUCCACUGUUUCCUGUUUCAGCCCUUGUAUGCUGUUUUUCCACAGAAAUAUAUUAUGUUAGCCAUUUGUGUCAUGCUGAUGGUUUGGGAGCGUCGUCUCCCUACAGUGCUACCUGUAGAUUUGUGCCUGUGCCUCUAAAGGGUCAAUCAUCAAUCAGGGAAGCUGCCCGACCUCUCUGACCUCCACACCUUCCCAAGAAGUCCCACUAACUUAUCUUUCUCCUACAACAUGAUCGACUGUGUGUUUUCCUCUUGUUGCGUUGCAUAUUUAUCGCUCUGCUGAUUGUACCUUUUCCUCUGGAUGUUUUGUUUAAUACAGUUACUUUAAAUAGUAGAUAUACAACGUUUACAAGUGUUUAAAGUAUACAAUAAAUAUAUUGAAGCAUUG
Molecule: messenger RNA, 1603 nt
Organism: Labrus mixtus (cuckoo wrasse)
Lineage: Eukaryota; Metazoa; Chordata; Actinopteri; Labriformes; Labridae
Gene: cetn2
Product: centrin, EF-hand protein, 2
Exons: 5
Coding region: 284-808 (174 amino acids)
Biological process (GO): nucleotide-excision repair; mitotic cell cycle; centriole replication
Cellular component (GO): centrosome; centriole
Molecular function (GO): calcium ion binding
Source: RefSeq, a predicted model, not a curated record